Camelina sativa (false flax) is the source of this 2028-nucleotide messenger RNA. The record is from RefSeq and is a predicted model, not a curated record. NCBI's taxonomy places the organism in Eukaryota, Viridiplantae, Streptophyta, Magnoliopsida, Brassicales, Brassicaceae.
AUGCCUAAAACAAGUCGCAGUCCGGUGAGGAGACAAAAUCUCCCCAAGUCUGGUGAUAUAUCCAGCUUAUCAAACUCUUAUUUGGCUCUUAGUCAGGACGAUCCGGAUGAGGAAGGUGAGGAGGAGGUCCCUCAGCUGACUAAGAAAACAAUGGGGGAUGCGAAGGUUGAUUUGGAGGACUCCUCCACUGUGGGAGGUGAAUCUGUUGUGGAUGGGAAGGGGACUAUGGGGAAUACCUCUAAGCUCUCUAAACCAUUGGUGGAUCCUCCUCUACGUCCGGUUUUUCCGAGAGACUCAAAGACAACACACAAAGUAAUUCUCAACUCUUCUGCUCGAAAUCAGAAAACCAGAGUGCAAGAGAGAAAGGUUUCUAGGUUGGGAAGGAAGAUGUUUAAGAAUUGGUCAAUACUUACGAAUUACAAGUUUAAUUCGCGUGGUCGUAUUUGGGUGAUGUGGAGGAGUGAUGUCUUGGUGACUCCAUUCUAUAAGAGUGAGCAGCUUAUCACUUGCUCGGUGUUAUGGGGUGAGCUUCGUGAUCAUGUUGACUCUCCUCUUAUUCGUAAUAAGCCGUGGUUACUAAUGGGUGAUUUUAAUGAGACACUUGAUAUCUUGGAGCAUUCACAAAUGGUAGAUCAUCCCAUGGUUACUUCAGGGAUGCGAGACUUUCAGGGACUGGUAAACUAUGGUUAUAUCUCUGAUAUAGCAGCGCAUGGUCCACUGUAUACUUGGUGCAAUAAACGUCAAACAAGUCUCAUCUCAAAGAAGCUGGACAGAGCUAUGGUAAAUGAUGUGUGGAGGCAAUCUUUCUCUAACUCCUACUGUACUUUCGAGUCAGGCGGAUGUUCUGAUCACCUCCGUUGUCGGGUCCAACUAAACGUUGAGGUGUUGGUUUCUGCUUGCAGUCAUAAGCCCUUCAAAUUCGUUAAUGUGAUAACAAAGUUAGAAGAGUUUCAACCUCUCCAUGAAGAGUUUUGGAGAGACACUUCUCCGCUCCAUAUGUCCACUUCUACAAUGUUUCGUUUCUCCAAGAAGUUGAAGGCGUUGAAACCACUUCUGCGAAGGUUGGCUAAAGACAGAAUGGGAAAUCUGGUCAAGCAGACGAAGAUAGGUGAUAAGAAUAAUAAAACUUUUCACAGGGCUGCUACAUUACGGGAGGCGAACAAUUCGAUUCGAGAGAUCAAACUACCUGAUGGGUCUGUGACUAAGAAAACAAAGGAGAUUAAAGCUGAGGCAAAGCGUUUUUUUCGGAAAUUCUUACAGUUCCUCCCAUCUGAUUAUGAGGAGGUUACCCUGAGUUUUCUAGAAGGGUUGUUAUCGUACCGUUGUUCCACUGCGGAUAAAACCUUGCUCUCUCGGUCUGUCACUGCCGACGAGGUCAAGAGUGCCCUGUUUGCUAUGCCAAGUGACCAGUCUCUGGGUCCUGAUGGUUUUACUUGUGAGUUUUAUAAGUCUGCAUGGAGCAUUUUAGGGAGUGAAUUUGUGUUAUAUGUGCAAUCCUUCUUUGAAAAAGUUUUUUUGCCAAAGGGAGUCAACUCAACAAUCCUCGCUCUAAUACCAAAGAAGCUGGAGGCCAUUGAAAUGAAGGAUUAUCGUCUAAUCUCUUGCUGCAAUGUUUUGUAUAAGGUUAUCUCCAAAAUCUUAGCAAACAGGCUGAAAUGCGUGUUGCCAAAAUUCAUUGCCGCCAACCAAUCUGCUUUUGUUCAAGAUCGUUUGCUUAUCGAGAAUGUUCUCCUAGCUACUGAGCUUGUGAAGGAUUAUCACAAAGACUCUCUUUCCAGCUGUUGUGCCAUUAAAAUCGACAUCUCCAAAGCAUUUGAUUUGGUCCAAUGGUCCUUUCUACGUCAUGUUCUCACGGUUAUGGACUUCCCUCAGGAGUUUGUUCACUGGAUCAUGCUCUGUGUUACGAUUGCUUCAUUUUCUGUGCAAGUUAAUGGUGACUUGGUUUGUUACUUUCAGAGCUCUCGUGGGUUGCGGCAGGGAUGCUCUCUAUCUCCUUAUCUUUUUGUCAUCUCCAUGGAUGUCCUCUAA